CGGCGGUUCCUGCCUCGUAUCCGAUGGACGUCCUCGCCGAAGACCCGUCGUACUCGACCUUCCUGCAAAGCUACCUGCUUCCCAACCGGCCGGUGCUGAUCCGCUCGAAGCUGGCGUCGGAAUGGCCGGCGAGUAUCCUUUGGACUACGCCGGUUAGACAGGAGCUGAGCCGAGCCGAGGACCGGCGGGAAGACUUGACCGGACUUGUCCGGUCGUAUGGCCAUCUCGAGGUACCGGUGGUCAAGCAAAGGAUUCAAUCGUCCUCGUCUGAUUUCCUGGACGACUUGGAGUCAUUUCCGGACUGGGGUAAACGCAUCACCAGUCAAGAGAAUGACUGUAUGCCUUUCAGCCAAGUAGCCGCGUAUUGGGAAAAGAAACUAAGGGAUCCGACCCGGCCCAAUCAUCAAGAAGGACAAGCAGUGCUUAAUGAUGAGGAAGUGAUAUACGUGAAAGACUGGCAUUUGAUACGAAUCUGUCAGCAGACGAACGGGCCCGAAAACCUGGACGAAGAAAGACACUCAGAGAGACGCAAUGCGACUCCAUUUUAUCAGGUGCCCGAGAUAUUUUUGGACGAUUGGAUGAACGAUUAUUACUCCGCAGAAACAGAUGAUGAUUUCAGAUUUGUUUAUAUCGGCGAAAAGGGCACGACCACAGGACUGCAUACGGAUGUUUAUAACUCAUACUCUUGGUCGGCGAACAUUGUGGGCAAGAAGAAAUGGAGACUUUUUAGACCAGAAAGCGAUGAGAGUAUCACCAUCGAGCAGUCUCCCGGGGAAAUCAUCUUCGUACCGAGUGGAUGGAAACAUGAAGUCUUGAACCUCUCCCCUCUAGUCAUCAGUAUCAACCACAAUUGGUGCAACUCUGUAAACUUGCCGUCAGUUUAUGACGCCUUGGCGAAGGACAUCGAGGACGUGAAGGAAUCAAUCGCAGAUGUCAAAGCCCUAUUGAGGAAGAAGUGGGACAACCAACUUGCCGAAAGCUCGGGAGACCCUACCAGUUCAGGAUGGGAGCACGAGUGGAUUGAAGUUGUGCAAGAGCUAACCAAGCAGCACUCGGGCUGGAAUUGGGCGACGUUCUGGGGAAUGGUCAAAUUCAUCACAAUGCGUGAUUUCACCGAAGCCUCAACAUCGUCUCUCUUCGAUCAACCCGUUCCCCAGCACUCCCCUCCGUUGCAGUUUGUCAAGACCCAGAUUAACUUAUGUGUCAUGAAGUUCAAAAUGCGAGACGAGUUCAACUUCGAUGCGAAGUUGAGACUGAUCAUUCAAGACAUCGAGUCCUGUCUUUCGAUGCUCAAAUGACGACUGACAAACAAAGGCUUCUAUAAACGUAUGUAAGCAUGUAUCUCGUCCAAGACAGACCAUUAGAUUAUUGAAAUUUCUAUCCCUUGUUAAACACUUUUCAUAACUGGAGAUUUAAGGUGUCUGAAGCUUGACUCCGCCAAAACAGCAGACUAUGCUCUAUGACAGUCAACCCACACUUGCGCAUCAUCAGCCUGCGCCCUCCUUGGGCAUAAGAGUGUGUGAGUAGCCCCAGGGUAAGGUGGCUUCCACGCUUAACUGCUUGGAGAGAGUUCCAAAUUUGAAGAAGGCAUUCUUGCAAUGGCUGAG
This is a messenger RNA of Puccinia graminis f. sp. tritici CRL 75-36-700-3, 1607 nucleotides long. RefSeq lists its product as uncharacterized. Gene Ontology annotation, molecular function: histone H4R3 demethylase activity; sequence-specific DNA binding. The record is from RefSeq and is a predicted model, not a curated record. Bases 24 to 1298 code for a protein of 424 amino acids. Gene Ontology annotation, cellular component: nucleus; cytoplasm. Gene Ontology annotation, biological process: positive regulation of translational termination; protein hydroxylation; negative regulation of gene expression. The transcript is spliced from 6 exons. NCBI's taxonomy places the organism in Eukaryota, Fungi, Basidiomycota, Pucciniomycetes, Pucciniales, Pucciniaceae.